Molecule: messenger RNA, 1997 nt
Organism: Cercocebus atys (sooty mangabey)
Lineage: Eukaryota; Metazoa; Chordata; Mammalia; Primates; Cercopithecidae
Product: chromosome unknown open reading frame, human C9orf43
Exons: 14
Coding region: 409-1800 (463 amino acids)
Source: RefSeq, a predicted model, not a curated record
GUCCGUUUUCCAUGGUGCUCUGCGCCGCUGCUUGGCGACGGUGCAGCCGGGCGCAGCGUGUGGGAGACGGAGGCGUGGCUGACGCGGCUGGGCUGGUCCCUUUAGGGCCGGAGGCAGGGUGUGGCCGGCCGGGUCCGUAAAUCUCCUCACCGCGCCGCAAGGGGCCGCGUUUUACCACUUCUUUUAGCAACCCUAAGCUGUUUGGAAUCCGCUUUGCUCUUACAGGACCUCAGCCCGUCGUGAUUAGAUUCUCGCACUUUUUUUUUCUUUCCUGGAAUGGAGCGGGCAAUCUUUUUCCAUCUCUACCGAAGUUGAUGUUCAUUUUUAAUAUUUUCGCCCCUCACACCUUUGUAAUAAUGAGGACUAGAAUGCUGCAGGGUUGGCCUUUGGCCUAAACCAUUUCUAGGUAUGGACUUGCCAGAUGAGAGCCAGUGGGAUGAAACCACCUGUGGCUCUGCUGUUUGUCAGCACCCACAAUGCUGGGCAACUGUCCGCCGCAUUGAAAGGGGCCAUCCUCGAAUCCUUGGCUCAACCUGCAAAACUCCCCUGGAUGCUGAAGAUAAACUCCCAGUGCUCACCGUGGUAAACAUCUCGGAUUCCUGCGUUGCACCUCGUCAUCUACCAGAAUGUACCGUUACUAAGGCCCGUUCUUUAUUGUCUCGGAGUUCAAAGUUUUACUCCAAAUUUCAUGACAGGCCUCCGAAGGGUUUACCUGACAAACGUUUGAUCAACUGUACUAAUAGACUUCCUAAACUUCCAGUGUUGAAUUUGAAUGAGACGCAACUUCCCUGCCCUGAAGAUGUUAGAAAUAUGGUUGUAUUGUGGAUCCCAGAAGAAACAGAGAUACAUGGGAGCCAGCAUGGGAAGAAGAAAAGAAAGAACUUGACAGUGAAAAGCAAGUCAUUUCUGGGUCUCUCCGGAAAUCAGUCCGCAGAAACACGAGUAGGAACUCCAGAGAUGACUGUGCCUCCCCCAACCCCAGUGCAAUUGUCUAAACAAUUCAGUUCAGAUUUCCUGCCUCUCUGGGCUCAAUCCGAAGCAUUACCUCAGGAUCUACUGAAGGAACUUUUGCCAGAUAGAAAGCAAACCAUGCCUUGUCUGGAGAUGAAGAUAAAAUUGGCCAUGAUGAAAAAGAAUCUUCCCUUGGAAAGGAACCGACCUGACAGUGCGAUUUCUUCUAAGAUGUUUCUAUCUAUACACCGCCUCACCCUGGAAAGACCCGCACUGCGAUAUCCUGAACGUUUGAAGAAAUUACAUAACCUGAAGACAGAAGGUUACAGGAAACAGCAGCAGUGGCAGCAGCAGCAACAGAGGAAAGUGAAAACACCUAUUAAGAAACAGGAGGCUAAAAAGAAAGCCAAGAGUGAUCCAGGGAGCCAGAGCACUUCACAUAAACAUCCAGUUACCACUGUUCAUGACCCUCUCUAUGGUUACAGAACUCUGCCAGGUCAGAACAGUGACAUGAAGCAGCAGCAGCAGAUGGAAAAAGGAACCACCUCGAAACAGGAUUCCACAGAGAGACGAAAGAUGGACUACUGUGACCAUGUGGAUUUCCACCACAAUGUAAAAAGUCCUGAAUUGUAUGAAACAGAACCCACUAACAAGGACAUUAGUGCUCCGGUGGAAGCUGUGCUAGAAGCCCAGGCUGCCAGGCAAAAGAAGAUCUCCUUUAACUUUUCAGAAAUCAUGGUUAGAACAGGCUGGAACUCUGAGCUCAAACUACUGAGGAUUCUUCAGGAGACUGAUGAUGAGGAUGAGGAGAACCAGUACUCUGAGGCAGAGAAGCCUCUGGAGGAAUAGACUGAAGGCAUCCCCUGGGGCAGCCGUGUUCCAAAGUGGGAUGGUUGGUAUCCUGAGGGCAGCAACGUUUCACGUAAGGGCAAGAGGAGAGGGGCUUCUGCUCUCUGGAGCCUUUACCAGGGCCUGAGAUCUGAACUUAGGGAUUCAGUUUUCUUUGUUCACCUCUACUUGCCUCUAAAAUAAAUGUAGGAGAAAAA